CUGCAUCGGAGCGCUGUUAAAAAAAUACCCCGAACACAAAAGCUCCAACGCGCAUAGCGUCAUCCUCCGCACCGCCUUUACAUUCAAGACUCUUUAUCCUUUCCUCCGCCAAAAUCCAGCGACGCCGAACCCACAACGGCUCCGACUCUUCUGAUAUUACCACUUUAUUUCUCUCCAUUUCUCUCGACACAUCCUGCCGCAUUUCCCGAGCCACUACCUUUGCUUGCCUGUCGUCGUCCUUGCCCUACCGAACGCAUCACAGCGGCCUCUCGUGCCUCGCGCACUUUCUAAACAGUUUUCCUACGAUGCGUGACUAAUGCAAAUUCAACAUGGCCUUCAAUUUCAACUGGUCGCCGCUCACGGCCGACGAAGAAUUCUACCAACGAGCUCAAGACCUGCUCACAACGGCCCUGAACAAAUCGCCGAAGCCUCCGAUUAUUGUCGAUGACAUCCUCGUCACCGAGUUCAACCUUGGCUCCGUGCCACCCGAGCUGGAGAUACUAGAGAUUGGAGACCUGGCCGAGGAUAGGUUUCGCGGCAUUUUCAAGAUGUGCUAUUCAGGCGAUGCCUUCUUGACCUUACGGACAAGAGUCCAGGCAAACCCCUUGAACACAUAUCUUUCGGCUAAGCCAGCAUUCACAUCACCACAACCACUGGCAGCGGCAGCAGGACUCACAAUACCUCUGUCUAUCACUCUGUCUGAAAUCAAACUUUCCGCCUUUGUCAUUUUGGUCUUCUCGAAACAGAAGGGCCUGACGCUAGUUUUCAGAAAUGACCCUCUCGAGUCUAUCAAGGUCUCUUCGACCUUUGACUCCAUCCAAUUUGUUCGGGAUUACUUACAAAGGACUAUCGAGGGCCAACUACGCACCCUGAUGAUGGAAGAGUUGCCAGCCAUUAUUCACAAGCUCUCGUUGCGGCUCUGGUGUCCUGACCAAUUGCCACGCGAAGACGAGGCACCGAGGGAAAGCGCCGAUGACGAGGUCGCUGUUGAUCCUUUUGCAGCUCCACCCUUGGAUGCAGUGGAUGCCAGCGGCCAUGUGCUUGAUGCCAAUGAAUUGUCCUCACUUUCACUUGAUGGUGGAUUUGAAUUGCACCCCCUUUUCUCUCAAAAGAACCUGUUACGGUUGGCGGCUCUGAACGACUCACAUCGGACCUUGUCUCUAUUCACACCAGGUAUCAAAAGCGCCAUGUUCAGAGCCUGGGCUGGACCAAUGGAUCGCCUCGAUGCCGGAAGGUCUACACCACUUGCAGCUCAAGGCCUUCUGCGAACGCAUUCGGUUCUGGGGAACUCCACGACUUACACAUUUACGGACGCUGGAAGUUUGGACAACGGUCAACUGCCGUCCCGAUCGUCACUGAGCAGCUUGAAUUCAACUACGAUGGGUCUGUCCGUGGGGGCCGGUCGUCACCCGCGUACGUCAAGAAAGAAGAAGACUCGCGUAGUGAAUCUGCGACGCAAGACGGACACAGCAAGCGAAGCGACCAGUGAUACGGGUGAAACCAUGUCUGAAACAAGUUCUAUGGCGGGGCCCAGUUCAGAACCGAUUAACGCAACUUCAAUUCCCGAAGAACCGGAAGAUGAGGAGCCUAUUGGCUCGUCGAGCAAAGUACGAUUCGCCAAGGGACCAGAGACGGAGCUCUCGAAGCGUUUGCCGUUAAGCAUGGACAUCUUUACGGACCCAGUAGAUUCUGUAGAAGCUGUGGUCAUGUCGGUGGAGGAAAAGACCAAGGUACCCACAGGUGGCCAAGCGAAGGCGCUGGAAGCUGGUGCCAUGACACCUAUUAGGAACCCGUUCAACCUCGACCGGAAGAGACCCAAUGGAUCCGAUACUUCGUCUGUGAUACUUGAACAAGCCUGGAUCGCUAGAAUGGCAGGCGAAAUCGCCCGUCGGGUGUAUGACGAGAAGCAGAGAAACGCCAAUUUCUGGGCCGAGCGCAACGACGCUCCACCCCCGGCCUACGAGGCCACACAAUAGAAGUACAAGCACAUCCACCCGGCCACCUCAAAUUUCCUAUGUACAUACCACGGGGAAGGACGGCAACGGCGUUAAGAGGAAACAGGAUACGCGGGUCAGGGGUGUGUCCAAUGUUCAAUAUGUAUUUGAAUGGUGUUCUGGGUGAUUAUUACCUAAAAUGGGCUGGGUUAUUGACGAGACUCUAGAUUUUAUGGCGGUGUGGCCGACUCGCCCAAAAGAGGAGGUGUACAAGAGGCGCACACCGGGGGCUUCCGCUCGCUCAUUGGAACUUCUUAAGUCUCUUUUGUCACAUGGUCCCUGGAAAAGGGCAACAACCCGUUAUAUAAACAUGAGUUGCAGAGGGAGGGGAAUGAGGUGGGGAUGAUUCGCACAAUGUCUCCUGGAAGAUCUGGAAUUCAACCGAGGAGACUCACUCGAGGCAAAGACCUUUAGAAAGAAUCACACCAAUCUGGCAAACGAAUUAAAUUUUUGCACGCUUCAGUACGCACA
This is a messenger RNA of Pseudomassariella vexata, 2465 nucleotides long. Its product is annotated as mitochondrial distribution and morphology protein 34. The coding region runs from base 330 to 1976 and encodes 548 amino acids. Gene Ontology annotation, cellular component: ERMES complex. The record is from RefSeq and is a predicted model, not a curated record. Gene Ontology annotation, biological process: phospholipid transport; mitochondrion organization. Gene Ontology annotation, molecular function: lipid binding. Lineage: Eukaryota; Fungi; Ascomycota; Sordariomycetes; Amphisphaeriales; Pseudomassariaceae. The transcript has 2 exons.